Molecule: messenger RNA, 528 nt
Organism: Sparassis crispa
Lineage: Eukaryota; Fungi; Basidiomycota; Agaricomycetes; Polyporales; Sparassidaceae
Exons: 1
Coding region: 1-528 (175 amino acids)
Source: RefSeq, a predicted model, not a curated record
AUGCCGUCUCGCUAUCCUCCGGCUAACUCGGACUCCUCUCAAAAAGCUCCCGCAUCUUCACGAGUGCAACAUACAGCACGUACCAGAACUACAGGCUCAGAGGACGAAGAUGAAGAGGUGCGUCCACCAAAGAAGAAGAGCACCAAGGCACAUCUGGAUCGAGAACCGGCUGACCACCGCAAGAAGAGAGCACUUCCAGCAAAAGAAAGCAGUGACGAAGACGACAGCAGUGAUUCAGGUAAGGAGGACGACGAAGAUAAUGGCUACUCACACGCGAAUAAGGAUACUGAUGAAGAUGAGGAGGUGGAGCUAGGUGAAGGUGAGAUGGAGAUCGAAGCCGAGAAUGAGGACGACAACGAGAAAGAGGACAAGGCCCAUGCCCGAGGGCACAAGCGCGGAAGCACUGAGCUGGAUGAUCAGUCCGACUCAGUGUCACAUAAACGCCGUCGCACCAAGAAGCUUGUGAGGGGUAUGGCCGAAAGACGUGAUCCGAAGUAUGAAUUCGAAGCAAAUACAGGCUUUUACUGA